This is a messenger RNA of Gregarina niphandrodes, 1932 nucleotides long. RefSeq lists its product as hypothetical. Bases 1 to 1932 code for a protein of 643 amino acids. NCBI's taxonomy places the organism in Eukaryota, Apicomplexa, Conoidasida, Eugregarinorida, Gregarinidae. The record is from RefSeq and is a predicted model, not a curated record. The transcript has 5 exons.
AUGGGCAGCAUGGGGGCUGUUGAGCCCCUUAAUAUCAAAGUACUCAUCAAAGGCACGGAGUGCGAACCGGAACAAGUGAAGAUCGAAGUAACUAGUGAAAAUGAACUGUUCCUUCACUUCACACACAAGAUAACGCGAGAAACAUUCCGAGAAAUAUGUGGCGACCAGAAUUUGCUGGUCGACAUGGCUGAUUACCCCUCAGUCAUCAUGAAGAUGUGCAACAGCUCUAUUCAGAAUCCCAAAACGUAUAUAUCAUGGGCUAAGUAUGUGUGCUGGGUUCUGAUGAAUACUCUUGACUUUAGGUUUACGGCUGUCGUGGUCUUGCAUGACGAUGGGGGAGCCGAUUUAAGCUUCGUGCAGAACAUUGAGUACAAAUUUGUAGAGCUGCUGCGGUUUCCCCUGGUCCAAAGCUCUGAGGAGACCCUGCGGCAGAGUCUGCAGUUUCGGUACCACUGCCUUCGCACAAAGAUCUCUGCGCUGCACGCUCGACUUCAAGAUGUGGGUGCCAUGGUGCAGACACGGAAUCCCAAUUUGUGGGAUGACUUGAUCAAGAGCGUAGGGCUGUUGGUUCGGGCAUAUGUCAAUGACAAGGCUGUGUAUCAGAGCAAGAUAGGUCAGUUGUCUGAGCCGCUGCGGUUGCCGGUGGAGAGCAUGGCGACGGAGGGCCAGGAUUGGCCCAAGACGCCUACGUCUACAGCGCCUGGCAGUCCGACGACACCAUUAGUACUAAGUUCGAUCCAUGAGGUGGAUUUUAACGAGGAGCUGAAAUUGGGUAUCCAUACGCCAGCGUCGUUGUUAACCGUUCAGCUAUUUGAGAAGGACUUUUGCGCAGAUAUUGCCUUGAGUGAGAUACUCUUGGCGAGUGCUACUAUCCCGAUCCACUGUCUACAUCCGGGGCGUAACUUGGAUCUGGUGAUCAGCGUGCAUUGUACCUUGCCACAGUAUUACUCGUUGCAGGCGCUUAUGGGCAAGGAGGAGUUGGUUGCACAUGAGCCGGUGGCCAUGAUAGCCCGGCUGUAUGUCUCCUUAACACUCUCGAUGCCUGGGCGCGGAUGGACUGUGGUCCUGAGGGAAGUGGCUGCGCUCUCUUUACCUCGCGGGCCGUGGACGCCUCAAGCGCUUGUGGACCCGUCUCUCGAAGAUGACGAGCUGGUCGCUAUCACCGGCUGCGAUAUAUUCAGCGUAGCCAAAGAAGAUGGCACCGUUAGUCUACUCUCCCUCCUAGACGCCAUUACCUCACUUAUCUUCGCACUCACUGAAGGCUUCGAUGACCUCGGCAGCGAGGCCGUCGUCACCUACCUCAAGAACACCAAGGCGGACAUACCACAGGAAGAACGACUCCGCAUGAGCUACGUAGCCAUCGUGGAGGACCUUUUCACACUCGCCGAGUACCUCGUUGUCGGGCCCAUUGCCCGAAUCUCCAAGUUUGUGCACGAGAUUACACACUUCAAAAGACCCCUCACCACGCUCUGUCUCGUUCUGGUCGUCUGGCUCCCAUUCGCCGCCCCACAGAGUGCCCUUUUGUAUAGUAUUAUGGUCGGAUGGUUCAGUUUAUUCUUCGUCACGGAAGUGGGCAUUCCAACUAGGCCUACUGCUGAAGCCAACAAUAGAUUUUCUGCGCUGAUUUCAAAGAUCCAACAAAUCCAGGGAGCCGAAAUGCUAGUGCGCCCCAUUGAACAGUCUGUUAACGUUGCCACUGUCAGAAGGAUAAGAAUUGUUGAACUCUGGGUCAAAGCCCUUAAGACCAGGGUCCUCCGCGAUGCGUUCAAAGAAAGAACGGAACAUUUCCAAGCUUCUCUCAUGAGGGUAAUCACACACGACGAGGGUAUAACAACACUGUGCACACAGCAAUAUGGCUAUGACACAAAUCUGACGGCACAUAUUACAGCACAGUGUUACAGCACAGUGUGUGCAGUGCCACAGCUUGUAUAA